Messenger RNA from Hippopotamus amphibius kiboko, 1922 nucleotides. It is a transcript of the gene OSCP1, whose product is annotated as organic solute carrier partner 1. NCBI's taxonomy places the organism in Eukaryota, Metazoa, Chordata, Mammalia, Artiodactyla, Hippopotamidae. Gene Ontology annotation, cellular component: cytoplasm; plasma membrane. The transcript has 12 exons. The record is from RefSeq and is a predicted model, not a curated record. Bases 225 to 1280 code for a protein of 351 amino acids. Gene Ontology annotation, biological process: transport.
CAUCCUGGAUCAGCGGCUACGGGCCCAGAACAUCCCGGGAGACAAGGCCCGAAAAGUUGGGUGAGUGUCAGAUGCCAUAUGAGAUGCUGGGUGGAGCCUGAUGCAGCCCUUCUGCGCAUUCACUGGAGAUCCUCAGGAGGAAGGGGCCAGGAGCACACAGCACGACAGAGACCUCUGCUGGAGCUGAGCGUCACUGCCUGCAGGAGUGCCUGGGAGCCCUGGGCAUGUGUUCGCCAGUUCUGUCAGCAUCAGUUCUGAAUGACAUCAUCUCCACCAUGUUCAAUCGAAAGUUUAUGGAGGAAUUGUUCAAACCCCAAGAGCUCUACUCCAAGAAGGCCCUGAGGACUGUCUACGACCGUCUGGCUCAUGCCUCCAUCAUGAGACUGAACCAGGCCAGCAUGGAUAAGCUCUAUGACCUGAUGACGAUGGCUUUCAAGUAUCAAGUGUUGUUGUGUCCUCGUCCCAAGGAUGUGUUGCUGGUCACGUUCAAUCAUUUAGAUGCCAUCAAGGGAUUCAUCCAAGACUCUCCAACCAUCCUGCAUCAAGUGGAUGAGACUUUCCGGCAGCUGACUGAAAUAUACAGGGGUCUCUCUGCGGGGGAGUUCCAGCUGAUCAGGCAGACGCUCCUCACCUUCUUCCAGGACCUGCACAUCCGGGUGUCCAUAUUUCUAAAGGACAAAGUUCAGAACUCCAAUGGUCGCUUUGUGUUGCCAGUGUCCGGGCCUGUUCCCUGGGGAACUGAAGUUCCUGGACUCGUCAGAACGUUCAACAACAAAGGCGAAGAAGUGAGGAAGGCAGAAUUCAAGCACGGCGGGAGCUAUGUCGCUGCCCCCAAAGAAGGGUCUUUUGAGCUCUAUGGAGACCGAGUCCUGAAACUGGGAACGAACAUGUACAGUGUGAACCGGCCCGUGGAAACCCACAUGUCUGGAGCAUCAAACAACUUAGCUUCACGGACUCAGGAAAGCAUUGCUCCAAACCCUCUUGCUAAAGAAGAGCUGAAUCUCUUGGCCAGGCUGAUAGGAGGCAUGGAGAUUAAGAAACCCAGUGGCCCUGAGCCAGGAUUCCGCUUGAAUCUCUUCACCACUGAUGAAGAGGAGGAAGAAGCAGCGCUAACCAGGCCAGAAGAGUUAUCCUAUGAAGUUAUCAACAUCCAAGCGACUCAGGACCAGCAGACGAACGAAGAGCUGGCUCGGAUCAUGGGGGAGUUUGAGAUCAGGGACCAGCCGAGGCGGAGUGCCAGCAAGGGCGAGGAUUUGCUUGCCAUGAUGGACGAGUUAUGACCAGGCAUGCCCCUCCCCCGAUGGAGAGGCUGCUGGGCGAGGACCCCAGGGGAUGCCCCAGGGAGCCAUGUGAUGCUGCUAGUUUUCUACUAAGUGAAGCCUUUCCUUACCUCUUGUUCCUGUUUAUGUCCUAACAGACUGUGCGGGUCUCCCUCAGGGAGCACACUCUCUGGAAGGCACACACAUAUAUUCCUAUUUUCAGCAAAAUAUAUUCUGGCUUUUAAAUUGGACCUUUCCCAUUUUCUUUCUGGUUUUAUGGCCACCAAAACAUUCCGAGCCACAGAGUCAGUCAGAAGGCGCUCCUGUUGCCGUUUUCAUUACAGCUUUGCUCAGGGGACCUACUGCUCACAGAUGCCUGUGAAUCAUCACGAAACUUCAGAGCUUUCUGGGAUGUAUUCUGCCUUGUGAGUCUGACAUAAGUGGAAAAGGCAGUUGCCUCAAACAGUCGGGGCCCAGUUUAUACAGCCCUCCUCCUGCCGGCACACUGGGAACUGUCACCCCAGAGGCAGAGGAAGCGAGGCCAGAACAGGGAACCCUCAAGCAGGCCCCACGCAGAGCGUUUGCGUGUCUGUGGUUCUCCCCACAUCUCUCUAUCCAUAUGUGGUGUGGGCUGAUCCCAUAUGGAAAUGCGUACGAAGGAAA